CCCCCCUCUCUCUCUCUCUCUUUCUUAUCUCUCUCUCUCUCUAUCUAUCUGUCCUCAGCCACCGGCCAAGGCCCAUCACCACCACUUGCCCCUUCGCCUCCUCCACCUCCCUCAAUCCCUCUCCCACCUCUACCAGUGGCCCCUUUUCCACCUCUCCCUUUCCUUCUCGUACCUUGCCACCGCCCCUCCACCACCAACGCCACCAACUGGCCAUCCUUCAACACUAACACCACCACCACCACCUCCUUCACCACCAUGACGAGAGUAGCUGGCCUGAUAAUAUACAGUAAUGGCUCAAUCUGGCAAUAAUUCUGUUGGAGUUGAUAACACCUUUAGAAGGAAAUGGAACCGAGAAGAAUAUUUGGAGAGAGCUCGAGAACGUGAAAGGGAAGAGAAGGAGGAGGGCGGCCGGUCUAGAUCCAAAGCUAAAGCUCCUCCAAUUCAGCGGAAUCCCUUGAAGCACAGGGAUUUUGAAGUUGACCUUGAAUCUCGUCUGGGAAAAACUCAGGUUGUUACCCCAAUUGCACCGUUGAGCCAGCAGGCUGGAUACUACUGUGCAGUUUGUGAGUGUGUAGUAAAAGAUUCAGCAAACUACCUGGACCAUAUUAAUGGAAAAAAGCAUCAGAGAGCUUUGGGUAUGUCUAUGCGGGUGGAGAGGGCAUCUCUCCAGCAGGUCCAACAACGAUUUGACAUGCUUAAGAAGCGGAAAGGCCCAGGUGGCUUUACUGAGCAAGAUUUAGAUGAGAGGAUACUAAAACAGCAGCAAGAGGAGGAGGAACGCAAGCGUCAACGCCGAGAAAGGAAGAAGGAGAAGAAGGAGAAGGCUGUGCAGGAUGAACCAGAGGAUAUCGAUCCUGAUGUGGCUGCCAUGAUGGGUUUUGGAGGUUUCCGGUCAUCAAAGAAGUGAGAAGUGCUUCAUCAAAGUCUUACAACACAAGACAUGCUACAUUUACUGGCCAGUGAGAAAUUUGGCAGAGCACACUACAAGAUGACCAAGCAGUGCAUCGUUUUGCUUCACGGAUUGUUUAGUGAUGAUCAUAGAAGGCUCUCACAGAAUCGAAGAUUUACUAUGUUAAUGUUCCUACUGUCAAAGUUAAAAUGAUUUAUAUUCUCAGAAAUUUGUCACUUUUAAUGAAUCUGCUGUCUUCAAUAGAUCAUGUACAGUAUCCCUGCAAUUUUAUGAAUGGCCAUGCAGUUGCUAAUCUUGAGAAAAAGAAUCAAAGUUGUUCCGUUU
This is a messenger RNA of Phoenix dactylifera (date palm), 1234 nucleotides long. RefSeq lists its product as uncharacterized. Gene Ontology annotation, biological process: mRNA splicing, via spliceosome. Lineage: Eukaryota; Viridiplantae; Streptophyta; Magnoliopsida; Arecales; Arecaceae. The record is from RefSeq and is a predicted model, not a curated record. Gene Ontology annotation, cellular component: U4/U6 x U5 tri-snRNP complex; spliceosomal complex. Gene Ontology annotation, molecular function: zinc ion binding; nucleic acid binding.